CUAAGCGUCGUUUCGAGGAACGUCGAAGUUGACAAAAUGUACUACGAAAGUUACGAAGUAUUGCCAAAAGUGUAGGUUAUGUUAGUCUAAAUGGAAUCCUUUGUAAAGUAUUAAGUGUUUCAUAAACUAAUUAGCGCGCUCGAUUUACGAAAAUCGAUACAAGGCUGUUUUGGAAAAAUAGUUUUGGUUAUGUGUAAUUCGAAGCGUAAAUAAAUAAACUUGAAUUCUACGAUGCAUAAAAACUCCAUGGGACGAUGAUACCAUGUCAGUGGACAAUACUCAGAAGCCAACAAGUAACGAAUAAUAAAAUCCACCCGAAUGUCAGUACAAAUUGUUCUCCCAUGGAUAGGUACGGCGAAGACGAAGCAAGCUCGCGAAUGCAAAUAUAACGCGCCCAGCAUCGAAUAUCAAAACAAUGUCCGAAAGUCCUAAGAUGGGCCUGUUUGGCUCCAAAGACGAGACAAACGAAACAAAACAAGAAGUCAAGGACGAUUCGCCAGACCGUUACGCUCCUUAUUGUAUUGACAGUGAUUCGGAAACUUAUGACACAGAAGCUCUAAGCAUCAUGGAUAUUAAUGAUAUUAUUGGUGUUCAAUCGGAACCAGUCAGUGAUUCCACCUUAGAAAGCGAAAUUGCAGCGCUUUCUCAAAUUAUUACAGAAUCAAAAACAGAUGGAAGUCAAAAUAUAAUCGAAGACAAGUUUGAGAAGCAAGAGGAAAAUAUGUCCGAGGGCCAAAAGGCUUCCAAAGUUGAAAACAUCAAUCCUAUUCGAAUAUCUGACACGAACGAAUGUUUGAAAUCUGUAGUACAGAAUUUGAACAAUGUUUGUACCGAAGAAACAACUUGUGAUAGCGAUGUAAGACAAUUAAGCGAAGAAUGUUUGCAGCCUAAUAAUAAAAACACUUCGUUCAAGAAUAUGGGAUUCAAAAAUCAACAGAAAGAUUGUGAAACUACUGUAUUAACAGACUCUAUCGGUGUUACAAACAAAACAGAUGUGUUUAGUCAAUCUUCAGGUGAUCAUAUUUCAUUGACUUUGGAGGCUGCAAAGAAAGAAAAAACUAUUACAUCUAGUGAAGAUCAACAAGAUCAUAAUGUUCAAAUCAGCAUACUAAAUAAUGAAGUAAUAACUGUAAAAACUGAUAGUGGUAUUCGUGGAAGUUUACAGCUUAUUGGGGAAGCAUAUAGUUCAGAGGACUCGCAAGAUAUGAGUACAAAUGACAUUGAGCCACAUAUAAUAGCUACAACAGUUACUUCUAACAAAAGCUGUUUAAUUCACAAGGAAGAGAAAAAGGAAACAAGUGAUUCCUAUGAUACAUUAGAUAAUUUAAAUAGUGUCCCUGAAAUGUCUGAUAAUAUAAAUUUAAGUAAGGUGUGUACAAACAAGGAUAUUCCUUCUGGAACUGUAGAGAAUAAAGUGCACAAUAUGGAAAUUGAUACAUCUAGUAUUUCUGAAGAACGUAGACACACAGAAGAAUUGUCUAGUGCUCUAGAAAAAACAGAAGACAUUGUUCCUAAUGAAUACAAAAUAGAUAGUUUUAAAAGUGUUGAUUUAGAAUCUAAAAAAGAAGAAAUCAAUGUAGAUCUUGCUGAUAUGGAUGUAAUAAAAGCAGAGGAAUUACUGGAAGAGAAAGAUGAUUUGAAACUAGGAGAAGAAAAUGAAAUAAUAGAAUGUUCUGAAAUGGAAAUAAAUAAAAAGAGUAUAGAGCUUGUGGAUGAUACUUCUGUUCCAAAAGAUGAGAAACAUGAAACAGAAAUUAUUGUAGGACACAUAGAAACUGCAGAACAUGGAACAGAGAUUGUAAAAGAAAAUACAGAGACUGAAAUUGUAGAAGGAAACGCAGAAAUGAAAGAAUGUGAAACAGAAGUUGUAAAAGAAGACAUAGAAAUGGACGUACAUAAGAUAGAAAAUGUAGAAGAAAACACAACAAUGGAAAAACAGGAAAUGGAAAUUGUGGAAAAGAACACAGAAGCAGAAAAAUAUGAAACAAAAAUUGUAGAAGAAAAUACAGAAGUGGGAAAACAUGAAACAAAAAUUGUAGAAGAAAAUACAGAAACGGAAAUACAUGAAACAGAAAUUGCAAAAGAAAACGCAGAAACGGAAAUAGAUGAAACCCAAAUUGUAAAAGGAAACACAGAAAUGAUAGUACCUGAAACAGAAAUUGUAGAAGGAAACACAGAAAUGGAAAUACAAAAAUUAGAAAUUAUAGAAGAAAGCUCAGAGGUAGAAAAAGAUAAUACAGAAAUGGAAGUUGUAGAAGAAAACACAGACGCGGGAAAACAUGAAAUAAAAAUUGCAGAAGAAAACACAGAAGUGGGAAAACACGAAACAAAAAUUGUUGAAGAAAAUACAGAAAUGGAAAUUGUAGAAGAAAACACGGAAAUGGAAAAAAAGGAUACAAAAGUUGUACAAGAUAACCCAGACGCGGAAAAACAUGAAACAAAAAUUGUAGAAAAAAACACAGAAACGAAACAGCAUGUGCCAGAAAUUGUAAAAAGCAAUGUAGAAAUGGAAGUACCUGAAACAGAAAUUAUAGAAGAAAAACCAGAAGUAGAGAAUCAUAAAACAGAAAUUAUAGAAAGAAAUACAGAAGUGGAAAAACAUGAAGUCAAAAUUGUAGAAGAAAACAUAGAAAUGGAUAAACAUAGAACAAACAUUGUAGAUGGAAAUACAAAAGAAGUUGGAAUACACGAGUCAGACAUUUUAGAAGAACACAAAGAAAUGGAAAUACAUAGCACAGAAAUGGUAGAGGACAACAUAGAAUCUGACACACAUGAAACAAAUAUUGUAAAAGAAGACACAAAGGAAAUGGAAAUUCAUUCUACAGAAACUGUGGAAGGAAACACAGAAAUGGAAAAUCUUGAAACAGACAUUGUAGAGGAGAACUUAGAAGUAGAAAAACAUGAAACAGAACUUGUAAGGAAUACAGAAAUAGAGAAACAUGAAACCGACAUUGUAGAAGGAGUUGUAGAACGUAUGGAUACAGAAGAGGAAUGGAAACAUGAUUCUAAAAAAUGUACAUACAAAGAAAACAAAGAAUCUGUCAAUAUUUUGAAUAUUGAAAUCAAUGCAGACGAUAACAACUUAUUAGAUAUAGAGUCAAAUGAUGAAGUGAAUAUAAAUAAUGAUGCAGUACUUACUCAAAAGGAAAAUAAAUUAGAAACAGAAUCUACACAAUGUCAACCAGAAAAUAUAAAUGAUUCUAAAGUUGGGGAAUGCCAACAGUUGGAUUCACAAGAUAUAAAGGAUAAUUCAGAUGUAUUGAAACUACCACAAGAAAAAGAAGAAUUGAAUAUUAGAAAAUUGGAGAUUAUAAAAGAAGUGCAAGAAAAUUCUUUGAAACCAUUGACCAGUCAAUUGUCCUCUCAAACAAGCGACAAGGAUUCUGUAACUUUUGGGGAAAAUUCUGCAUUAGAUUCACAAAUUAUUACAGAGUUACCCUUGCAAACUGAAAAUUUAGUCAAUAAUGCAGCAAAUAUUGUGAAUGCAGAAAUUAAUAUAGAUAUACAAACUGAAGAUAGCAAAAGCCAGAAUCCUAUGCCAUCUGAAACUGAGACAAAGGAACCUUCUAUCAAUGAAUCAGUAGAAGCAAUGGAAUUAUCAAUUACUGAAGAGAAACCUAAGGAUGAACUGAAAACAUGUACAUCAGUAAUUUCUGAUACAACUUCUGAUCGUGAUGCACAAAUGGAGGUAGAUUCUGUAGUUCCUGUAGUAGAGUCAUUGGCAACUUCAAAUAUUACAAUGUCUGUAGAUACUAAUACCGAUGAAAACAGUGUUAUAAAUACAAAAUCAAUGAAAAUUGAAGAAUGUAUUUCUGAAGAGCAAAGCGAAGAAUUAAAAGAUGUCCAGGAUAGAAUAAUUGAAGAAACAGAAACGAAAGAAACUUCAAAUACAGAUGAUAUUAUUGAGCAGCAUACAGAGUUGAAAGAUCUAGAAAUUGUUGAAAAAGGUGAAGAUAUAGAUCUUAAUCUCUCUGAAGAAACUAAAAUUGAUGUACAGUCAACUAAAGACAAAGAUGAAAGUUCUUCUUUCAAAGUUCUUGUAAAACCAGAGGAAUCAUUGGAAACAGAAACAAGUACAUUAGGGAAACACGGAGACAUUUGUAAAAGCGAUGAUAAAAGAUAUCCUGAGCAGUUGAUAGAAGAUAAUACAACUGCGAUACAAUGCAAAACAGAUGUAAAAAUAAAAGAAAUUAAAGAGUCUAUCGCUAGCGAAGAUCAAAUUUCUGAUAUAAAGUCUGUCCCAAAAGAUUCAUUGUUGUCACCAUCAGAUUGUACUGAAAUUUUAAUACCUGAAGGGAAUGCAGAAGAGGAAGGUACAGAGGAGGAAUUGAAUUUAACUUCAGAACCAGAUGAAGUUGAAUCGCAGUCAGAAAUGAAUCAAGAUGAUCCUAAGCAAGAUUCGGAGAAAGAAAACGUGACGGAAAUUAUUGAAGAAAUUUGUAAAGAAAGUGAACCAACUGUUGUAGAAAUGGAUGAUGCUAAUACAGAUUCAUUGAAUAUAGAAAAACUAAACAUUCUUGAUACAAAUGCAGAAAAAAUCAUUAAUUUGGAUAGCACCGAAGAUUCAAUGGUAAUAGAGGAUGUAAAUAAAAAUCAAGAGCUAUCAAACAAACAACAUAUAGAAGAUAGUGAUUCGAAAAGCGAUGAAGAUGGAAAUAAUUUAAAGAAUAUUUUAGAUACUAGUAACAAUACAGAAGAAAUGUUCACUGGAGAACAGAGUCAAAACACAGAGGACAUUGUCACAAGUAUUCUGGAUGAUGUCAGAAGCGCAACUGAUUUUAAAAACAUUUUAACAACAGAAGUGGAUGUGGCUAACGAAAUGGAAACAGUUUUUCAACAAUCUGCGGAUUUACCAUUGGUGGAGGCUGAAAUGGAGGAAUUAACUGAGAAGCUGCCACACGAUUCGGAAGACAUUCUGAACAAAGACAUGGAGGAUACGAUAUCGACGCAAAAUAUGGAUUCUUUGGAAGGAUUGCUGGGCUUAGAUCUGAUACCAGAAGGUGAGGAUGCAACGUUAAAAACGAUGGAACCAGAAGAACAAACUCGGGAAGAACUGACAUCACCGAAGGAUGUAGAUAUGACCCUUUUAUUGGAACAGUCAAAUGAUGCUCCUGACGUGACACAAGCUUCGGAUUAUAUAACCGACGUUAUUAGUAGUUGUUUAACAGACAGCAAUACCCUAUCGUUGGAAGAUAAUAUAGAGAAAAAUAACACAAUUGAGGCUAUAGACGAUAAGACUGAAGAAUCUGAGGCAAGUAAUGUAUUAAAAGUCAAUGACAUUAUAAUUUCCGCGUCUAUGAAUAAAGAUGAUAAUGUAGAAAAUUUACAGAAGGAAGUGGAUGCAGAUACUGGUUUACCAGUGAAUGAACUAGACAUAGACUUCGAAGAAACCCCGUUGGAGUCUGUAGAUGAUCUGGAAGAAACUGAAUCUAAGCUGGAAUUGGCUCAAGAUAUAUUGUUAUCAAACGUAGACCAAAGUGAAAAUUUGAAUGAUGCGUCGGCCUGUGUAGAAACGUCACAGCCUAGUUCUGAAAUAUCCGAAUUAGAGUCGGCUGUUAAAUUUCUUCAAGAGUCCGAAGAACAGACUAUUGAUUCUCCUUUGGCGCUCUCUUCUAAGCUGGUAGAAAGCGUGGUGCACGACAUAACAAAACAGGCAGAUACGUCCUCUCUCUUUGUACCCGACGAGGAAAUGUGCGAGGAUGGGUCGGAACUGGUGGUAGAGCUUGAAAAUAUCGAGACGGAUUCGAUUUCCAUUUCCGAGGCUGAAAUCAUAUCGGAAGCUGCGAAACUGGAGAGCGAAAGGAAGCUUGCCGAACAAAUUAAGCUCGACGCGGCUAUACAGAAGUUUGAGAAUGAGGACGAUAAGCUGGCCGCGGACGCAGAAAAGAUUAAAAUAUUUGAGACCGAUGUUAAAUUCGACGAGGGCUCUUCGCAGAACGUUAAAAUGCAACAAACGUUAAAUAUCGACAACAAAAGGAUGAUCGAAACGAUGUCAACAUUGCCUCAGACGAUCCUCAAAGUUUCGGAAACUAUCCCAAAAGUCUCGAUUUUGGAGGAACGUCUGAAAGAGCCGCCUAAGAUAGAAAUUCCACCCACGGAUGUGACGAAGGUUUUGAUUUCCCCGACGACAUCCAAGGACAGUCUUCUCAUUCCGAAGGACGCGAAAUUGAUCGCCUACCAAAAGAUGUUGGAGUCGCCAAAGUUGUCCGAGAGGUUGGAACCGAAGAUCACGGAAACGCCACGGAAGGACUCCGAGAAACACGAUUUCGAGAAUGUCGGUUCGCCAAGGAUAAUCUUAAAGAUUGCUAAAUCUGCGAUCACCGAUUGCGGCGAGCCAAGAUCGCCUAAGAGUCCGAAGAUCAGGUCCGCGACCAAUUCGCCGAAUCCUGAGGACAGUCCGGGACAGAAAUUGGGAAAGAUCAAAUUGAAGCUGUCGAAGAGCGGUCACCCUUCGAUAAUAUCGAACGAAAACAUCGAGGAAAUGGGACAGUGGUAUUCGGAGGGCUCUUUGUCGUUGUCUCCGAUCGGCAUGAAGAUCAAAUUGUCGAAAUCAGGGGACGUGUCCAUAGUGUCUUCCGAGAAGCACGAGGCGGACGAUUCGAAGGAAACGAAACACAAAUUUGAGGAAGCCAAGAGGACCGAGUCGCCGAUCGGAAUGAAGAUCAAACUAUCAAAAAGUGGCGACGCAUCCAUAGUGCAACAGGACGCAAAAGACGUGCAGAUAAAGCACAAGGAGAAGCUGGACAUAGUUCAGGGAAGUCCCAAGAGAACAGAGUCUCCUAUUGGAAUGAAGAUCAAGUUGUCGAAAACCGGAGACGCGUCGAUAAUACAACCGGAGAGACACGAGGUUCAGGAAGACCACAGAGAAGCACAAUUACGUCCUAAGGAGAAAUUAGAGGCAUCUUACGACUCCCCCAAGAGAAUGGACUCUCCCAUCGGGAUGAAGAUCAAGUUAUCCAAGACCGGGGACGCCUCGAUUGUUUCGCCAGACAUGCCGGAUGAAGGUAAGGACACGAGCAAGGUAAAGGACAAGGUAGAGAAUUCGUCUCCCGAAAUUCCAAAGAGGACCGAGUCCCCGAUGGGAAUGAAAAUUAAGCUGGCCAUGACGAAAGGUGGAGCGUCCAUAAUUUCGAUGGAGAAUCCGGAUGACGCGAAGGAGAAACUGGAGAUCCCGGAUGUCCCUAAACGGACUGAUUCGCCGCUUGGAAUGAAGAUCAAAUUGUCGAAAACCGGGGACGCGUCUAUCGUUCAUUCGGAAAUUUCGGACGAGGGUAAAGAAACCAAACAGAAGGAAAAAUCAGAGAGCAAGGAGAAAUUGGAUACUCAGCAGGACACGGCGAAACCAUCGGACACGUCUUCUGCCGUGAAAAGAAAGAUUGUGAAGUCAAUAGACGCGACGAUAGUCGCGCAAGAAUCCACAAAAGAAUCAGAAGUCGCGCAAGAAGCUUCGACCAAAGUUGAAUCGUCAAUUGGCAUGAAAAUUAAACUCUCCAAAUUUGGAGAUCCAUCCAUAGUACCCACGGAUAAGCAAGAGCAAUUAGAGGAGCCCAGGCUUCAUCAGGAGACAUCUAAACGAACGGAGUCUCCUAUUGGAAUGAAGUUCAAGUUGUCCAAAACUGGCGAUGCUUCGAUCAUACAAUCUGAAGUGUCCGAGGAUAUAAAUAAAACGAUACGUAGCGAUGCGGAACAUUCUAAAACCACUGACGCUGCGUUAGGGAUGAAGAUCAAGCUGUUGAAAACAGGUGAUGCCUCUAUAGUGGAUACAGAGAAGAAAGAGAGACAACUGAAACGUCGAGACACCGAAUCGCCCUUGGAAAUGAAGAUUAAAUUGUCCAAGACCGGUCAUCCGACGAUAGUAGCUUGUGAUACUCACGCGGAAUCCACCCAUAGGACAAAAGAAGUUUCAGAACAGACUCAUAGUUUCGCUCAGAGGUACAAAGAAUCGACGCAAGCUGUUCACAAAGAGCCUGCACUGAAAAUACUCAAAACCGGACACUCGACUAUUUUGCAAAGCAAUCGGUCGGAAUUGACGAUCGAACCUGUGCAAGUGUCGGGAAAGAAAGCGGACAGUGUGGUCGAAAUAUCACCUAAGCGUAAAGAGGUCACGAUCGCGCCAAUAGAGCCAAAGAAGUCCAAACUAGAAGCUCAGCUCACUCAGAUUUUGCCCGAAGUGACUAUUCAGCCUGUCGCGUCUAGGGACCAGAAGCAGUUCUUGUUCGAUACAAAAUCAAGCGCGAUCAGUCUUCAGCAGAUGAAUGUAAUUAGCCAGGAGAUCAGUAUUACCCAAGUAAGACCGUCGAAGUCGUCGGAUACAUCGAUGAGCGAAAAACUCAAGGACAUCUUAGCGAAGAAUACAACCGGUUCCCCAAUGAAUUCUGAUUGCGAGAUCAUCGAGCAUCGACCAGAAUUGAUCAUAGUGAACGAGAAUUCGAAUUCUAGUCAGGACGUUGUAAUCAUAGAGGAAGUACCACCUACUAGAAUGCCAGAAGUAAAGGUGCCCAAGAAAAGAGGUAGACCCAGAAGGAAUCCGCUGGUCCAAGCAGCCACCCAUCCUCCGCCUCAUUUGUUGAUGCCUAGAGAUCCGUUGUCUUUGGACGAAGCACAUCAGAAGCAACAACCACAAGUCCCACUUUUAGAAUCUAGAGAGAACGAGAGGCCCAAACGAACUUGUAGGAGUCAAAAAAGUUAUGCACCACCUAAGAGAGGUAGAGGGCGAGGUCGGGGAAAGCGAAAAUUGGAUAUCGUGGAUCUUCAAAUGAUAAAACAGCCUAGGAUGGAGCAAGAUUUAACCGCGAUAGAAGCUUCGACGAUGGCUGUAAUAACGAUAGAUGAUCCUCCGGUGCAGCAACAGUCGUUUGGAAAAUCACCGGAAUUGUACAAAGUUCUUAAGCAACCAGCAAUGGACGCUAAGAUUCGAGCCGAGAAAAAGGCUGGAGGACAAAAGAAUGAUGCACGCAAGGGUACACCUUCAAGUUCUACGAUUGUGCACUUGGAAGCGAUCAAGGUAUCGGAUGUACGAUUGGAAGCGACAACAGUAUCGGAAGUACGAAUAGAAGCAACAAAAGUACCGGAUAUAAGAAUGGAAGUAUCAAAAAUACCGGAAAUACGAUUGGAUGUAACCAAAAUGUCGGAAGUACGAUUAGAAUCUUCCAAGACAAUGCCUAAACCGGUGAUGAGUGACUCUAAAGAUAGCAUGAAAGAUAAGAAGUUGACAGAAGUGAGUUCCGAAAAAAUGCAGAAAACCACAUUGAAGUCAGCUGCUGAAGAAAAGUCUGAUAAGACGACGGAGAAUGUAAAGUCGGAAAAUAAAGAGACGUUAUUAGUACCUCCAGAGCACCUGAACUGGUUGACACCAACGUCGAAACGACCGGCAGAAAGUGCUGGAAAACACGAAAAUAUGUCUACGGUACAGGUCAUCGACGAAGAAACACGAAUGAGCGCGGAAUCUGGUUCGAGAUCUCAAACUCCUGCUAGAAAUAUUUCUGCACCAGCUUCUGAAACUAUAGUGAAUGAAGAGUCCCAGGGAAGUGUGCUUAGUACAGCAACUACAGAAUCAGAAAAGGUCAAGGUGAAGAAUCGAAGGAUGGAAAUUAAUUUUGAUCCAGACGAAGGACCAUUUACUGUCGACAAGAUUGCUGAGUACGAAUGGCCACUUGACCGUAAAGGUGAAACUAUUAUGAUACAGGAGCAAAUAUCCCAGUAUCUUGGUGUAAAGUCUUUUAAGAGGAAAUAUCCCGACUUGAAGCGAAGGGUGGUAGAUAUGGAAGAAAGAAAUUAUUUGAGAGAGAAUGGAUUAGUUAGCGAAGCAAUGUGUGACAUGGGUUUAACUGCCAUUUGUAGUUCAGAGGUGUUAGAUGUAAUGUGUAGUGAUUUUCCUGAUCAGUACGAAGAAUAUAGGAAACAUAUGCGCGAGAAGCAGGUGAAGGAACAUUCCAAAAAACAAAAAGAAUUAACGGCAGCUGCAAAUGCAGAAAAGAAUAGAAUUGAUCUAGCAGAAAUGGCUGUUCAAUCUGCACUAUCCUGGAACAUUAGUUUGAAUAAAGCUCGUAGAGAAAAUAGAAAGUGUAGCUUAGAUUUGCAGACCUUUACGCUACAUGUGCCAAAGAAACAACAGAAAGUGGAAACAGAACGCAAAGUCGGCCAUUAUCCCGUUGCUCUAAUACCAGGACAAUAUACAGAUUAUUAUCGUGAAUACACGCCAGCCGAAUUGCGAUAUUACCCCUUAAAUACCGUCCUAUACGGUCCUAUGAGACCAAACGAACGUAAAUUUGAUAGUCAGUCGGAAGGAUCUCAGAGUGACAGUGACAGCGAUUCAUCCUCGGACGAUUCAAGUUCAUCUUCUAGCGAGGGAACACAAGACACCGAAGGUUCUCAGUCCACAAUGGACGAAGUAGAUAUGGAGAUAGUAAAUCAAAAGGAAGAAGUAAAAUUAAAAUGCAAAAUGUGUUUGAAAACAUUAAACAAACUCAGUAAGAAUGAAAUAUUAAUUCAAUGUGGUACAUGCAAUGGACAUGUUCAUCCAUCAUGUAUAGAUUUAACGUUAGAUAUGGUUCCUCACAUUCAAUCGUACGCAUGGCAAUGCACCGAUUGUAAAACUUGUGCUCAAUGCCAUGAUCCUGCGGACGAAGAUAAAAUGCUCUUCUGUGAUAUGUGCGACAGAGGAUACCAUAUAUACUGUGUUGGACUUCGACGAGUACCACAAGGAAGAUGGCACUGCCAAGAAUGUGCCGUCUGUGCGAAUUGUAGCUCAAGAGAACCUGGAGGUGUGAACUCUGACAGAAACAGUGUUGCUCAAUGGCAACACGAGUAUAAAAAAGGUGACAAAAAUACUCGUGUCUAUGUUUCAACGUUAUGCGUUCCGUGUUCAAAGCUAUGGCGAAAGGGUCGUUAUUGCCCGCACUGCAGUCGCUGUCAUACUGCCCCAAGACUCGACCUGGAAGCGAAUCUAGUGCAUUGCAGCGCAUGUGACAAAUAUCUGCACUUAGGGUGCGUGGAGACCAAGGGAAUGCCAUUAGACAGGAAAAACUAUCUGUGUGAUUUUUGUGCACCAAAUCGUCAACAAGUGGUGAAGCCAUUGGUAUCGAAAACAUUGAGAACAUAAAAAAACUGCAAAUUGUACAAUUUUAUUUAAACUUGAAGGAACUGUGUAAAAUGUGAAACGUGCGUUAGUUUAAUUUGGUAAACUAGAGAAUUUUUAUUUGUACCAACAGUGAAUGUCUGUGAAGAUUUAAGUGCUUCAGUUAUCAUGGAAGGAUUUCUUAUGAAUCUUUUGCAUGGAAGAAAUAUGGCUGUACAUA
This is a messenger RNA of Colletes gigas, 11297 nucleotides long. RefSeq lists its product as uncharacterized. The record is from RefSeq and is a predicted model, not a curated record. Lineage: Eukaryota; Metazoa; Arthropoda; Insecta; Hymenoptera; Colletidae. The transcript has 9 exons. The coding region runs from base 416 to 11101 and encodes 3561 amino acids.